Messenger RNA from Anopheles coluzzii, 1359 nucleotides. RefSeq lists its product as uncharacterized. The transcript has 4 exons. Lineage: Eukaryota; Metazoa; Arthropoda; Insecta; Diptera; Culicidae. The record is from RefSeq and is a predicted model, not a curated record. The coding region runs from base 369 to 1331 and encodes 320 amino acids. Gene Ontology annotation, cellular component: cytoplasm. Gene Ontology annotation, molecular function: phosphatase activity.
GUCACACCGUUGCCGGCCGGUUCCAUCUCCAACAGGCUGUCCGCUUCCACUUCGUCCGCUCCGUCCGUCCGUCCGUCCAGGGUGGUGUUCUCCCACUGAACAAGCCCAAACAAAACGUCUCAGGUCAACCACCAUUCCAGACAGCAGGCGACGAUGUCUCAGACGGUGUCUGCGUACGGUUCGUGACGGUUGAGCACAGUAGCCGUUGGACGGUUUCGGUGAGCGGUCAAACAUCCACGCUUCCAGGUUGUGCUUUGCAAAUACGAGCUUCGCUUGCUCAGAUUGUGUGUCCUGUGUUAUCAUCGGUGCGGUGCAGCAUUGGUACCUUCGAUCCAUUCGGAAACCUACACAUCCACCUUUACCACAGAAUGGCGGAACAAGCAAAGAAAGAGAUGAAACACAUCCUCGAGCUGUCGAAAGCGGAACGGCGCCUGUUCCUCCACUCCUUCGACACGCUCAUGUCCGACUGUGACGGAGUGCUGUGGAACUUUACCGGCCCCAUUCCGGGCGUGGACAAAGCGCUGCAGCUGCUGCGGACCGACGGCAAGAAGCUGGCCUUCAUCUCCAACAACGGCAUGCGCACGAUGGAGGAGUACCAGAAGAAGUUCCACUCGCUCGGCAUCGACGCACUGGAGGAGGAGAUCGUCCAUCCGGCGUUGACGACGGUGCACUAUCUGAAGUCGAUCCGGAUGCGCGAUGCGGUCUACUGCAUCGGGACGGAAGUGUUUAAGGACUAUCUGCGCAAGGCCGGCUUCAAAGUGCUGGACGGGCCCAAGGAACGGUUCCCGGAUAGCCGCGAGGCAAAUCAGGUGCGCGUGUACAGCGAUUACUUUGAGCAGCACGGCCCGAAGGUCGGUGCCGUGGUGGUCGAUAUCGACGUCAACCUGUCGCUACAGCACCUGAUGAAGGCAAAGUGCUACCUGGAGCGGGAUCCGAACUGUGUGUUCAUUGCCGGCGCGACCGACUACAUCAUACCGCUCGAUUCCAGCAUGGACGUGAUAGGGCCGGGCUACUUUAUCGACAUACUCGAGCGCAGUACCGGCCGGAAGGCACUCAUCCUGGGCAAACCGGGCAAGGCGCUGGCGCAGGUAGUGCUCGAGCAGUUCCAAAUUACCGAACCGAAGCGCGUCCUGUUCGUUGGUGAUAUGAUGCCACAGGACAUGGGUUUCGGGACAGAGUGCGGCUUCCAGAAGCUGCUCAUGCUGAGCGGUGGCACACCGAAGGACGCCCUGCUCGCCCAAACCGAUCCGAACCAGCUGCCCAACUAUUACGCCGACAGCUUUGCCGACUUUAUCGAGCUGUACAAUGAAACCAUGCACGUCGAGGAAUAGUAGGCGCGCGGUCUUUGACCCACGCUAU